Messenger RNA from Aspergillus ibericus CBS 121593, 1202 nucleotides. RefSeq names its product ornithine carbamoyltransferase (gene argB). The record is from RefSeq and is a predicted model, not a curated record. Lineage: Eukaryota; Fungi; Ascomycota; Eurotiomycetes; Eurotiales; Aspergillaceae. Gene Ontology annotation, cellular component: mitochondrion. The transcript has a single exon. Gene Ontology annotation, biological process: L-citrulline biosynthetic process. Bases 8 to 1105 code for a protein of 365 amino acids. Gene Ontology annotation, molecular function: amino acid binding; ornithine carbamoyltransferase activity.
UAUCCGCAUGGCCGCCGCCCGCUACGGGUCAGCCACCACCACCACCCGACACGCCCUCCGGCGCUACACCACCCAGAGCAGCGCCACCACGCCCCCAACCUCCCCCUUCGCACCCCGUCACUUCCUCUCCACCGCGGACCUGACCCCGACGGAAUUCGCAACCCUCGUCCGCAACGCCUCCUCCCACAAACAUGCCCUCAAAUCCGGGCUCCCCCUCCCCCCACACCUCCGCGGACCCCUAACUGGCAAAACCGUCGCCAUGAUGUUCAGCAAACGCAGCACCCGCACCCGCAUCUCCACCGAAGGCGCCGUGGUCCAAUUAGGCGGCCACCCGAUGUUCCUGGGCAAAGAUGACAUUCAGCUCGGCGUGAACGAAUCGUUGUACGAUACGUCCGUGGUGGUGUCUUCCAUGGUGGAGUGUAUUGUGGCUCGGGUGGGCAAACAUGCCGACGUUGCGGAUUUGGCGAAACAUUCCACCGUGCCGGUCAUUAAUGCCCUCUGUGAUUCGUUUCAUCCGUUGCAGGCCGUGGCGGAUUUUCAGACCGUGUUUGAGCAUUUCACUGGGGGGAAGGGCGGACAGAAGGGGCAGGGGUUGGGGUUGGAAGGGUUGAAGAUUGCUUGGGUGGGUGAUGCGAAUAAUGUGCUGUUUGAUAUGGCUAUCAGUGCUGCGAAGAUGGGGGUUGAUGUGGCGGUGGCCACGCCCAAAGGGUAUGAGAUUCCGAAGGAUAUGUUGGAGAUUAUUGAGACGGCUGGGGAGGGGGUGGAACGGCCGGGCAAGUUGUUCCAGACGAAUGUGCCCGAGGAGGCGGUUAAGGGGGCUGAUGUGUUGGUGACGGAUACGUGGGUGUCGAUGGGACAGGAGGAGGAGACGGCGAAGCGGUUGAGGGAUUUCGCUGGGUUCCAGAUUACGCCGGAGUUGGCCAAACGGGGUGGUGCCAAGGAGGGUUGGCGGUUCAUGCAUUGUCUGCCUAGACACCCCGAGGAGGUCAGCGAUGAGGUGUUUUAUAGUCAUCGGUCGUUGGUGUUCCCUGAGGCGGAGAAUCGCUUGUGGGCUGCCAUUUCGGCGCUGGAGGGCUUUGUGGUGAAUAAGGGGAAGAUUGAGUAAACGUUUUGUGGUGUCGUUGUAUAGUAUACUCCAUGUGUGUGAUUAGCAAUUGAUCUGGUUUGCAUCCUUCCAAGACAUCACUUCACAUCAAAUCAAC